This is a messenger RNA of Echinops telfairi (small Madagascar hedgehog), 11178 nucleotides long. It is a transcript of the gene PREX2, whose product is annotated as phosphatidylinositol-3,4,5-trisphosphate dependent Rac exchange factor 2. The transcript is spliced from 40 exons. The record is from RefSeq and is a predicted model, not a curated record. Lineage: Eukaryota; Metazoa; Chordata; Mammalia; Afrosoricida; Tenrecidae. Gene Ontology annotation, biological process: intracellular signal transduction. The annotation marks the transcript as partial. Gene Ontology annotation, molecular function: protein binding; guanyl-nucleotide exchange factor activity.
GGGGACGGCCGCGCCGAGGGCGCCAAGGACUUGGAGCGGCAGCUCCGCCUGCGCGUGUGCGUGCUCAGGGAGCUGCAGAAGACCGAGCGCGACUACGUGGGCACGCUCGAGUUCCUGGUGUCGGCAUUCUUACACAGGAUGAACCAGUGUGCUGCAUCCAAAGUUGACAAAAAUGUAACAGAAGAAACAGUGAAGAUGCUCUUCUCCAACAUUGAAGACAUCCUGGCUGUACAUAAAGAAUUUUUAAACGUUGUCGAAGAAUGCUUGCAACCUGAACCUAAUGCGCAGCAAGAAGUUGGGACCUGCUUUCUACACUUCAAAGACAAGUUUCGUAUCUAUGAUGAGUAUUGUAGCAACCAUGAGAAGGCACAAAAAUUGCUUCUUGAGCUUAACAAAAUAAGAACAAUCCGGACCUUUCUUUUGAACUGCAUGCUACUUGGAGGACGAAAGAACACAGACGUCCCCCUGGAAGGCUACUUAGUCACACCGAUACAAAGAAUAUGCAAGUACCCUCUCCUUUUGAAGGAGUUGUUGAAACGGACUCCAAGGAGACACAGUGAUUAUGCUGCCGUGAUGGAAGCCCUUCAAGCCAUGAAAGCUGUCUGCUCCAACAUCAACGAGACCAAGAGACAGAUGGAAAAACUGGAAGUUUUAGAGGAAUGGCAAUCUCACAUUGAAGGCUGGGAGGGGUCCAACAUUACCGACACCUGCACGGAAAUGCUAAUGUGCGGAGUAUUGUUGAAAAUUUCUUCUGGAAAUAUUCAAGAACGAGUGUUCUUUCUUUUUGACAAUCUUUUGGUGUAUUGCAAAAGAAAACACAGGCGGUUGAAGAACAGCAAGGGAUCUGCAGACGGACAUCGAUACCUUUUUCGUGGCAGGAUCAACACGGAGGUGAUGGAAGUUGAGAAUGUGGACGAUGGCACAGCUGACUUCCAUAGCAGCGGGCACAUUGUCGUUAAUGGAUGGAAGAUACAUAACACAGCCAAAAAUAAGUGGUUUGUGUGUAUGGCAAAAACAGCUGAAGAGAAGCACGAAUGGUUUGAAGCUAUUUUGAAGGAGAGAGAACGGCGAAAAGGUUUAAAAUUAGGAAUGGAGCAAGACACCUGGGUAAUGAUCUCUGAACAGGGCGAGAAACUUUAUAAGAUGAUGUGUAGCCAAGGAAAUCUGAUCAAAGACCGAAAAAGAAAAUUGACGACAUUCCCUAAAUGCUUUCUUGGAAGCGAAUUUGUGUCCUGGUUGUUAGAAAUUGGAGAGAUUCACAAGCCUGAGGAGGGAGUGCACUUGGGACAAGCAUUAUUAGAAAAUGGCAUCAUCCACCACGUUACUGAUAAACAUCAGUUCAAACCAGAACAGAUGUUAUAUAGGUUUCGCUACGAUGACGGAACAUUUUAUCCAAGAAACGAGAUGCAGGACGUGAUUUCUAAGGGUGUAAGGCUGUACUGCCGUCUUCAUAGUCUGUUUACCCCAGUGAUAAGAGAUAAAGAUUACCAUUUAAGGACCUACAAAUCUGUGGUUAUGGCCAACAAACUGAUAGAUUGGUUAAUUGCACAAGGGGAUUGCCGAACCAGGGAAGAGGCGAUGAUAUUUGCUGUUGGACUCUGUGACAAUGGAUUUAUGCAUCAUGUUCUGGAGAAAAGUGAAUUUAAAGAUGAACCCUUACUUUUUCGAUUUUUUGCGGAUGAAGAAAUGGAAGGAUCAAAUAUGAAGCAUCGGCUUAUGAAACAUGAUUUAAAAGUUGUGGAAAAUGUUAUAGCUAAAUCAUUACUGAUUAAGUCUGACAAAGGCAGUUAUGGCUUUGGGUUAGAAGACAAAAAUAAAGUUCCAAUGAUAAAGUUGGUAGAAAAGGGGUCCAAUGCUGAGAUGGCUGGGAUGGAAGUUGGGAAGAAGAUUUUUGCUAUUAAUGGCGACCUGGUUUUCAUGAGACCUUUCAACGAAGUGGACAGCUUCCUGAAAUCAUGCUUAAACAGCAGAAAACCCCUGAGAGUUCUCGUGAGCACAAAGCCAAGGGAGACAGUGAAAAUUCCAGAUUCCGCGGAUGGACUUGGGUUCCAGAUCCGGGGAUUUGGUCCAUCAGUUGUCCAUGCGGUUGGAAGAGGGACUGUGGCGGCAGCAUCUGGUCUUCACCCUGGACAAUGCAUUAUCAAAGUCAAUGGAAUCAAUGUCAGCAAAGAGACCCACGCCAGUGUCAUUGCCCACCUGACAGCCUGUCGGAAAUACAGGCGGCCUAUGAAGCAAGAUGCCAUACAGUGGGUUUAUAACAGCAUUGAAAGUGCUCAAGAAGACCUUCAAAAGUCUCACUCUAAACUCCCUGGAGAUGAAGCAGGGGAUGCCUUUGAUUGCAAAGUAGAGGAGGUGAUUGACAAGUUCAACACCAUGGCCAUCAUUGAGGGGAAGAAGGAGCAUGUGAGCCUGACUGUGGAUAACGUGCACCUGGAAUACGGGGUCGUGUAUGAGUACGAUAGCACUGCUGGGAUCAAGUGCAACAUGGUGGAGAAAAUGAUUGAGCCCAAAGGUUUCUUCAGCUUAACUGCCAAGAUUCUCGAAGCCCUGGCUAAAAGUGAUGAUCAUUUUGUACAAAGCUGUACCAGCCUCAACUCUUUAAAUGAAGUGAUUCCUACUGACCUUCAGAGUAAAUUUAAUGCCAUUUGCAGUGAAAAAAUUGAGCACAUAUGUCAAAGAAUAUCCAGCUACAAAAAGUUUUCCCGUGUUCUGAAGAAUAGAGCCUGGCCCACCUUUAAACAGGCCAAAUCCAAAAUCUCCCCACUGCACAGCAGUGACUUCUGCCCUACCAACUGUCACAUCAAUGUGAUGGAAGUUUCUUAUCCCAAAACAUCAACCUCCCUGGGGAGCGCAUUUGGUGUACAGUUGGACAGUAGGAAGCACAAUUCUCACGAUAAAGAUCAUAAAUCUUCUGAUCAAGGGAAACUGAGCCCAAUGGUGUACAUUCAGCACACAAUUACAACGAUGGCAGCCCCUUCCGGCCUGUCACUGGGACAGCAAGACGGGCAUGGUCUCCGGUAUUUGUUGAAGGAAGAAGACUUAGAAACCCAGGAUAUAUAUCAGAAACUGUUGGGAAAACUUCAGACUGCCCUGAAAGAGGUGGAGAUGUGUGUUUGCCAAAUAGAUGACCUUCUGUCUUCAAUCACAUACUCUCCAAAAGUAGAACGUAAGACGCCGGAGCCCCUCACACCGACAGACAGUGACAAUGAAAAGGGUGAGAGAAACAGUAAGAGAGUGUGCUUUAACGUAGCAGGAGAUGAACAGGAAGAUUCGGGCCACGACACCAUCAGCAACAGAGACUCGUACAGUGACUGCAACAGCAACAGGAAUUCUGUUGCCUCCUUCACCAGUGUCUGCAGCAGCCAGUGCAGCUCGUAUUUUCACAGCGACGAGAUGGAUUCAGGUGAUGAACUUCCCCUGAGUGUUCGCAUUUCCCAUGAUAAACAGGACAAGAUACACAGCUGCCUGGAGCAUCUUUUCAGCCAGGUGGAUUCGAUUACCAAUCUCCUCAAAGGGCAAGCCGUAGUGAGGGUCUUUGAACAAACCAAAUACCUCACACCAGGUCGAGGAUUGCAAGAAUUUCAACAGGAACUGGAGCCCAAGCUGAGCUGUCCAAAGAGAUUAAGGCUUCACAUCAAGCAAGAUCCUUGGAACCUUCCCAGCAGUGUGCGGAACCUUGCACAGAACAUCCGAAAAUGUGUUGAAGAGGUAAAGUGUAGGAUACUCUGGGCUCUUCUUGAAUAUUCAGACAGUGAGACGCAGCUCCGGAGAGACAUGGUCUUCUGCCAAAGCCUCGUAGCCACCGUCUGUGCUUUCUCCGAGCAGCUUAUGGCCGCCUUAAACCAGAUGUUUGACAACAGCAAAGACAACGAGAUGGAAACUUGGGAAGCCAGCAGAAGGUGGCUGGACCAGAUCGCGACCGCGGGUGCUCUGUUUCACUUUCAGUCCCUGCUGUCACCCAACCUGACAGAUGAACAAGCCAUGCUGGAAGAUACACUCGUUGCACUAUUUGACUUGGAGAAGGUUUCCUUUUACUUUAAACCCUCGGAAGAGGAGCCACUGGUUGCAAAUGUCCCUCUUACAUACCAAGCUGAAGGAAGCCGGCAAGCCCUGAAGGUUUACUUCUACAUCGACAGUUAUCAUUUUGAACAACUGCCUCAACGUUUGAGAAAUGGAGGAGGGUUUAAAAUUCAUCCUGUUCUCUUUGCACAAGCACUGGAGAGCAUGGAAGGGUAUUACUACAAGGACAGUGUUUCAGUGGAAGAGUUUCAAGCCCAGAUAAAUGCAGCCUCACUGGAGAAGGUCAAGCAGUACCACCAGAAGCUCAGGGCUUUCUACCUGGACAAGUCAAAUUCACCACCAAACUCAACAUCCAAAGCUGCCUAUGUCGAUAAGCUAAUGAGGCCUCUCAAUGCUUUGGAUGAGCUUUAUCGACUGGUGACCUCAUUUAUCAGGUCCAAGCGCACAGCUGCCUGUGCGAACACGCCGUGCAGCGCCUCCGGAGUGGGCCUGCUCUCGGUCUCCUCGGAGCUGUGCACCAGGCUGGGCGCCUGCCACAUCAUCAUGUGCAACAGCGGCGUGCACCGGUGCACCCUGAGCGUGACGCUGGAACAGGCCAUUCUUCUAGCCAGAUGCCACGGGCUGCCUCCACGCUACAUCAUGCAGGCUACCGAUGUGAUGCGGAAACAGGGAGCCAGAGUCCAGAACACAGCAAAGAACUUGGGAGUCAGAGACCGGACCCCACAGUCUGCCCCCAGGUUGUACAAGCUUUGUGAGCCACCUCCCCCAGUUGGAGAAGAAUGAAGAGAAUUGUCAAGGGCCAGGCAAGCAGAAACUUCUGGCCUAGACAAAGGGCAGCUGGUUAAAUGCUCUUCACGCAAAGAUCAAGAGUUGGGGUUUGGGUUUUUUGUUUUUUUUCUGUACAUCUUCUCCUGUGGUAUGAAGAACUAGCCUUCGGUUUAUUCUUGGACAUUGAUAUUAGGAAUGAAUAAAAAUUCAUUCAGAAUAUUCAGCUUCACAAACUGAUCUAUGGAUUGAAAUUAAGCAUUCAGUUUUUUAAUUUCAAAAGUUAUGCCUUUGAUUUAUGAGGGGAAACAAUCCACGAUUACAAAGAAAAUAACCACUGGUUUUCUUUCCAUUUAUGAAAAUGUUUUGCUGUGUGUUUUCACUUCCUCCCAUGGGGUCUAGAGAAUGCUGGAUGUUUACCGAGGAUUCUGUCACUGAAAUCAUGACACAAAAUUAUCAAGGACAACAUAGAUUUGGGGUCACUGAUUUUCAGUUUCUCCCUGUGCAGGGAAGGUGGAUGAGCAUUCUUUACUCUUUCCCUGGAGAGGAGCUGACCUCAGUAGAGAGGAGCUGCGUGCAGCCUUCGGCAUGAACAUGCUUUUGGGUGUCCUUUCUACCCAGGAAGAUUGUAGGUGAGGAGUCCUGCUCCGGGCUGUUGUAACAGAUACGCCCUCCAUGGGCCGUGCUUGGGGAGGGCUGUACCAAAUGGGUCCUGAGUGGGAAGAAGCAGGAACCAGAAAGCUCAGGGAAGGAAGACCAGAGUAAAUAGAAGAAAAUAGCUUUUAAAAACCUUAACCUUGACAAGAAAGCCUAAAACUCUUUAUUUCACAUAAGAUAUGAGAAGGAAUCAGUAUGAAUAUGUGAAAAUACAGCUGUGUUUGUUUUAAUUUAAAAGUGCUUGGGACCUUGUUAGUUAGUGAAUCCACAAGGAUUAACCUGUUUUCAGUUUCCAUUGUAAAUUAUACCUAAGGUUCUUCCUGUUUCCAUUGAUAAAUAUUUUAACAGUGAAAUCAGUCAUAUUAUUUUUAAAUCCGUAAUUCUCAAAACAGUUACAGUCCCUUUAUUAUCACUGUGAUGAUUAUGAAGAUCUCAUUAAUCCACUGUGUGAGUAUCAAUGGAUUGACUCAGUAGUCAGGGCUCAAACAGAAGACAUCAUGAAGAUACACCGACUGGGACAACUUUUUCCUGUUACACUUGCCCUCACUCACACGCGUCACAGAAUACCCCGGGACAACUCACGGUAACAGCUGCGUGUCAAAGGCCUUUCACGCCUAAAAUGCAUACAAAGAAUGUAACUCUUGGUGACCUAAUUUCAACUUAUGGAAUUUGUCAUCCUUGACAGACUAUCCUUGACAGACUAUCACAAUAGCCUCAUUCUAGCAGUUGCGAGUUGAAGAAUGAAAUUUCAUGUUCUAUAUGGAAUGACAUGUUUGCCUACUGGUCAAGGUAAUAAUGUUAUUUGACACAGAAGCACUUGUGACUCUGCUGUAAACAUAUUUAUAGUACAAAAAUAAGGAAAGUCUUUUGAAAGAGUUUUGAAGAUAAUCUCUUAAAUCUAUAUAAAAAGUUGAACAUUUUGAGUUUAAUGAAAAGAUGUCUUUAAUGUACCGUCUAUGCUAAGUGUACUCUUAACUUUCAGGGUCACGAUAGGUGGUCAUGUGUAACUUUGCCAAACUGAAAAUCUAGAUCCUUUUAACCCAGAGCUACUGCAGGACUACAAUUGAUGAACUAACAGAUACUUUUCAAACUGAUACUGCUGUUUUCCUAUCUUUAUUCUGAGAUCACUAAUUCUCUUUGAAGGGUUGAAGGACAGGUCACGCAAACACUAGUCAUCCCCACUCUGCUGCAGGGAAGUGAGUUGCUCUUGUGGAAGUCAUGAGGAGCAUGCUGUAAGGACUUGCACUCUCGAUCGGAGAAAUGUUGCUCUCUACAAUAGUAAACAUGUGUCAUUUUCUUUCCAGGGUUAGCAGACAUGUAUAGUUUUAUUUUAGGGUUAAAAAUAAUAUUCCCCUUUGCCAGGGUGCUGGGCGAUGACUACAUGCUCAGAAUUUAGAAAGGGUUUAUAGGAACAUUACUCACUCUAAUCAUUGCGAUUAUAAUAAAAGUUGUAGCUAAGCACAUAGGAAGUGAUUCAAUCACUGAACACUGAAACCACUACCCACAGAGUCUGUUCUGACUUGUGUUGGCCCCACAUGUGUCAGACCAGAACUGUGCUUCCUGGGGUUUUCAAUGGCUGAUUAUUAUUUAGAAGUCCAUUGCCAGGCCUGCCCUCUGAGCUGAACAGCGCUUUGAUGUGUUGUACCUGGGUUUGAUUGUUAGGGCCUCACUCAAGGUGCUACUUGCUACUCUUGACUUCACUCUACUGUGAUAGUCAGGGCAUCGAGUAAGAAACGGACUGGCAAUUUGUCCAAGUCACUUGAUUGGCACAUGAUAGAAGCCGGAUAUGACUCUAGGAACUCUGCCCUCUUCACCGAUACAUUGCACUGCUUCUCGUUAACCAUGUAAGGAGUAUUGCAAUAUUUCCAGUUAUUAGUACACCUGGGACUUGUGUUGCCAUUAAAUUUUACGAAUUAUAUUUUCCUCAUUAUUUAACACAAAAAGAAAGAAUAUCUGUCAAUGUUUACUUAUGUUGAAUAUGUAAUAUUGACUUCAGAGUGCAAACUUUACAAGCAAACAUCCACGUUUUAGAAGGCUCACACUAGUUUCUAUCUAUCGUAGCACUUUUUUCUGGUGCUUAAAUUCUUUGUGCACUCUUGGGCCAUUCUUAUAGCAGCAAUGUUCAAUUUGAAAUUAGAUUAAUUGAUUUAAUUAGGUUGAUUAAUUAAAUAGGUUACUUUUUAUUAUAAUAUAUGACAUAGAAUCCAACACCACUAAUUUAAAUGCUGUGAUAAUUAAGGGUAUAGCAACAUGAUAUUGGCUUCGGCACCAGUUGUAAAAGCCAAGAGAACAAACAGGUGAACAAAUUCCAGCAGCAUAUUAACAUAAGGAAAGAGCUUGAAGCACUUUUAACACAGGCAUUGUUUUUUGCAAAAUUAGUGUUUCAUUCACUGGCAGCCCUUAUUUGAGACUAACUGCAUGAAUUUGAAAUGAAGAAAUUUUAUUUAAAAUGCUGGGGCCUCCUUACUUUCCAUCCUUACUGUAUUUAAAGUGCUAUGAAAUCCUUACUGUUAUUAAAAUAUAUCUUCUCCCAUAUAGUAUGUUACACAGGCCAGUGAACAUAUUCGUACUCACUUUAAAUUUUGAAAAAUUGCAAUGUUGAAAUUUAGUGAACAACUUUUAAGUCAUUUUUUCACGAAUGACUCUAAAAGUCAUUUUCACCCUUUCUUCAUUAAUAGUAUUUACUAAUAUUAAAAGCAACCUUUAGCAUUUGACUCAAUUAUUACUGAAUUUUUGAACACUGUCUAUUUUUGAAGGCUUGUUUUCAUGUAUAUUAUAUUACUACGUUAUAGGUUAAUACAUUUUCCAAAGUCAGUAGUGGUUAUUUCGUUAGCAUACAUGCACGUUAUCCAACUUGCUGAAUGAACUGGCUGUUGUCCUGCUUAAGUAGAAGGGCCAAACUUUUGAAGCAGUUUAGGGUUAUCUGAAUUUUUAACUAAGAGAAACAUCUUCUACUUCAUAAGUGUUCAAGGUUUUGGUAACAAACUUCAGAAAAGCUUAACUUGCAUGAAGCAGAACAGGUAGGAAAAAGUUACAAUAGGGUUCUUUGACCAAGAACGGACCCCAGACUAAUGCCUUUAACAAAGUCAGGAUUUUUCUAGAUACUGACAAUCAUUAUGGCUAGGCUUUAGCUCCAGUAAUAAAGUAUUGCAUUGAAGCCUUGCCUUGGCCAAUCAUCCCAUGUUGCCACACGCCCCCUAUGCACGUAUGGAGGGAUGUUUCAUUACCAUCUGUAGAUCCAUCCUACCUCCCUUGCCAGCAGUUGUUACGUAGAAAAGCUCACGUUACUCAGAUAGUUAUUUCAUUGGGAAGAGGUAUCUGAAGCAUACUAAGCUAUCCAGGUAUUUACUACUUUUUAUUUUAUGAUAAAUACACUUCAGAAAUUACUGAGAUCCUUGUGUUGUAAAUGAAGAUAUUGAACAUGGACGUUUUAAAUGUAUUGAACAUCUGUGCUAUAGACAUUACCAAACCCACUGCGUGGAGUCGGUUUUGACUCAGAGGACAGAGUUAACUGCUCCCUGGGGUUUCCUAAGCUGUAACUCUUUAAAUGAGCAUAACUAAAUGUGCCAUAAUAAUAUCUUGUAGAGCAUACCAUUCAACCUACAGUCAGCUUGGCUUUACCAUCCACAGGUAGCUGAUGAAAAACAAGAUUGUUGAGUUUUUACAUUAUGUUUCUACUUAGAGUAGAAAAGUUUGGAUAAUAAAUCUUUGGUGCAAAUAACAGAACCGAUGUUUCCCACUCACACGAUCAUUCAAUAAAUGUUCUUGAUAAUUCAUUACACGCAAGACAUAGCCAGUAGGCCUGGGGUGUGUGUUGAUUGUGUUUGAUUCUAAUAUCUUCACGGUAUCUUUUGGGUAUUGAUGUCUCCUUGUGUCUCUCGCUUAAAAUGACAGUGUUUGCAACACAGGUCUAUUCUAAUACUAAAGGUUUAUGAGAAUACCCUGUUGUCUUUGAAUUUAAUUUUCCAUGAAUUUUUGAAGCUCCUUUGAGGGGCAUUAAAAACAUUCAUGAAAAAAUGAAAUUCAAAUACAAUGGUAUUUUUCUAUGAUAUUUUUGAAGCACUCUCAAUCUAAUGCUCCAUAAAUGUAUUUAGCUAUAUAACGAAGCCAAGAACACUAAAUUGGUGAAAUGCUUUAGAAAACCUUCAUUGUAAUUUGAACGAUUUCAAGCAAAAAGAUUAUACCAGAGCAUGCUUCCUUAUUUAUCGCUUUUCUUGUUAUCUGAUAUUUUGCACUUACAACAAGAUCUAUAUAUACAUAUAUUUAAAAUCUACUAUCCAAAUACACUCCUGGCAGUAACUAGCACUGAGGUCCCUGAAAGGGGUCCCUGACUGGUGGACUCCAUGUGCUUAUAAAAAGCUCUGAAUUGCAUAGUAUUUUAACAUCUGGUAAGUAAGAGAAGUUUGAUCUCCCCAAGCCCCCAGAGUACUAGCAGGGUGGAGGGUAGGGGACUGGAGGGGUGUCAGUGAGAAUAGGGUGCUGCCCAGCAGGUCUGAGGUGCUCAUAGGGCCACUGAGGCUGGGAUCUGGCUCUAGCUCCCAGCAGAGGUGUAAUAGGGAUAUGCUAGGGUAGGCCAUGGUCAGAAGGGGCCCUGAGAUGGGAAGUCAGAUGCACGGAGCCCAUGAGACACCACUUUAGCUGAUCAGCACCAUUAGCAUCUUAGUCUUACUUGCUAGCCCUGUCUGGGUGAGCCCAGGUGAGGGCUGGCCAGGCUACUGGGUGGUGAUAGCAUCAGCAGUAAGUAGCCAACAGCAAAUGAGCAGUUUAAGUUCAAGGGCAGAGGGUGAUCCUAGCCAUCACCACCUUAGAAGCAGCUUUGGACUAUUGAUUCUAAAAGGGGUAAAGGGGAGCAGGGUGAAGAGGGUCUUCCCCAGCAAGAUCCAGGAGAAUCGCAGAGGAGGGGCCAGUGAAAACCCAGUGGACAGCAUGCACCCUUGUAGCACCCAGGUUCUCCCAUCCAUGGGCACAGGGCUUCUGGCCCUGCCCCCAUAGCUCCAAAGGGCAUUUUAGCGUUGUUGUGGGGAUGAGCCAGUUCCAGCCAUUCUGAAAAUACAGAGGGGAUGGGGGUGCAGUCAGUGCUUGGGUUAUCAUACCUCUACAAGACUAUAAAGCUCUCUCUCUCUUUUUUUCUUGUGGCUUUGGGGCCAGGCUCUCUUGAGACAAUGUGGAGGGGGGAGGCAGCAGUGGCAGCUGACCCCAACAGGGGACUGUUGAAACAUUCACAGCACAGGGGUGAGGGGAGGUAAUCUGGGCAUCCUUCAUUUUUGCAUAACACUGAGCUGAUCUUUGGAACCUAGCCAUGUCAUUAAGUGGGAAGUGGGUAUAAUUUCAGAUGAAUCUAUAUUUUUGUAACUGCCAAAUAAAUACAUAGAGCAUAGCCUUUUGCUUUAAAAGUAUUUUUAUAAGUACUCAUUUACACAGUAUUAUUUUGAAUAAUAAAAUAUUAAAUUGGUUCUGUGCAUAGUACUUCUUUUGAAUAUAUUCAUUUAUAUUUAACAUUGUAUAACAAACAUCAACAUUUUCAUGAUCAAUUUCCUUUGAGUGUUUUAUUGUAAGCUUUUAUUACUUUGUAAAAUAUACAUGUAACAUAAUUUCAAUCACUCACUUUUGUGUAUGGCUAAAAUGAUCACAGUGAAUUAUGUGUUUGUGUCAUUUAUUUUUGUCUCAACAAAGGACUGGAAUAGUAACAUUGUAUCAUAAAUGUCAAUAAUAAUAAAUUGAAGUGUAGUAUGACUA